CAGGGGGGGGGCGGAUGUGACGAUCCGCUUUCCCUGAACGGAAUCUCGCGACCUUGGCAGAGGAAACAUCCGUGUCUCGGGUAUAUAAGCCAGAGAAGGGACACCCGUCACAUGUCAUUCCUACGGUUGAAUUGCUGGAGCAACACUCUAUACCUUGCAUCAUGUGUCGCCCCAGGCUAAUCCUCCUGUUCGCUCUGUGCUGCUUUCUACACUCAAUUUCAGCCCAGAACCCCUGUAGUUCCCUGGAUGCCGGGCCCUUCCUGGGCACCAAGCCCACCCUCACCAUGCGGGUAUACGAGGCCAGUCAGACAGACCUCGAGCAGUACCCCGACAGCGACAACUACAAGGAUGAGCUGAGGCUGACCGGGUCAAUCGGAGGACCUGCGCCAACUGGUAUCACCCUGGAGGUCAUGAACGACUUCCGGCUCUUUGAUCCCCGGGAAGUGUUUGAGUUUCAAACCGAGGCUGUGACCGGAAAGAACUUGCUGAAGCUGGUGAAAGCCGUAGACAGAGACGGACCAACUGAUGCUCUAGAUGACGACGUCAACAUGUUCACCUUCACCCUCAAAUGUUCCCCUGUCGCCAACACAUCAAUAGAGGUCUACUAUGACGUCAGGAUUCAGGUCAUGGACGUCAACGACAACUUCCCCCGCUUUGUAGGAGCUCCUUACAGCGCCACAAUCAAUGAGCUAACCCCAGUGGGAUCGACCAUCCUCCGCGUGUCUGCUGUUGACAUCGACUCCCCAGUGACGAGUAACGUCACUUACUCCAUCGUGCCCGCAAACGUGGAUGACGGCAGCAGCAUGUUUUCUAUCGACUCCAUAAAUGGUGACGUCACUGUCACAGCCAUGCUGGACUACGAAGCCUUGUCCCAAGGUCACGCUUACAACCUUGAACUUAUGGCCACGGAUGGUGACGUGGAUGGCCCCAAGAGCGCCAAGGUGACCGCGAUAGUGACGGUGACUGACGGAGAUGACCAGGGUCCGGCUUUCGAGUUCGAGGGAUGCUUCAGACACAAGGGCGUAUGCGCCUGGCCGAAAUAUACUUCAUACGCCAGUCAGAUGAAGCUGGCAGAACCAAUCACAGUCUACCCUGUGCCUAACAAGGUCGGCCAGCCAGUCAGCAUCAAGGCCAGAGACCUUGACCCUUCUAUGUCAGAGGUCAAGUUCUCCAUUGCAUCAACUAUUCCACCCGGCUUCGAGUCCCACUUUUCGGUUGCCACGAGUCAUGCAAGUGGCGCCUUCUAUGCUGCAUCAGUGAAGCAGGAGACCGCACUCACCGUCAGCGAAGGUUUCGAGAUCUUCCUGAAGGUGGAAGAAACAAGCAACCACAUGAGACAUGAAAUAGCAAUGAUAUACUUUAUGGGCCAAAACAAGGGAGGAUCCUCCGGAAGUCAAUCUACACAAAAAACUGCUUCAGGAACAGACAGUCAAGUUGGUGACCCUGGCAAGUCUCCAAUCUCUACCGGCGGCACGUCUGAAGAGACUCUGGCCCUGAUCGUAGUUGUCGCCAUCUUGGCUGCAUUUGUCGUCUGCCUGACAAUUGCGUUCUUCUGCUACAUUUCUAGAAGACGGGACACUAAGGGGAGCAAAUACAUCCACGAGUCCCGCCAGACGGGAACAACCAAUCCAACAUAUUCAUAUGAAUAGCUGAGGGUGCUGCCUUAGGCAGUGCAUGUUGCAUGAACGGUUGACAUAUUUCACAGAUCACGUGACUGACUUUCAGACUGGCGGACAACGGAAUGGCAUAUCCUCCACUCAAAUGUAACCAUAGUAACCACCACUUACUACUCAGGAGCAAGCUGUUUUGUCCUCUUGCGGACAUGGCCAAGUUCAACAAACAGGAAUACUGGAUUGACUUACCCACAGUGAAUAUAUGUCAUAGUUACAACCGUCAGAAGAACAAGCCCCAUGAUGCCAACGCCACACCCAAAGUUCAGAGAUGGAAAUGUGUACAUACGUAGCAUGCUAGUAUUUCCUGGCAUGUGAGAGAUUUCCAGAAACUGAACUACUUACAUCACUGAUACCAUAUUUACAGUCUGCUCCGGAUGUUACGAACUCCAAGGAAUCUCCAAACUAGCUACAACUGUUUAACUGUAUGUUAAGGAAAAGUAAUCCCCAAAGUCGUAGCAAUAUGGUCGCUUUGUGCAGUAGGCCCUGGGAUCGUUGUAAUCGAAUAUUAGUUAUAUCCGACUUCGAUAUAUCCGGAGUUUGUCCUAGAAACAUGGGCGUGUGGCACUGUAUUUACAAAGCCUUAAUGUAUGCUAAAGCAAGCUGUACAUAAUCUUUUAUGCAUGGAAUGUAUAUUCAUGAGUUGAAUAUACAAAUCGUGUAUAUAUAAUUAUUAUUAUCUGCUGCGAAGGGGACACGGGGUGAUGUGAAUUAUCGUUGUGCUGUAUCAGUUGUGACAACUGGUUUUGUCCUGAACACAAUCGCCAGCUGUGACCAGUCGAUUAGUUGUACGCCGUGUUUCCUGUGCCUCUGAAAUAAUUCAUGUGAAGCAAACGAAAAAACGCAGCAGGAUGCUAUCAAACUACCGGUAGACAGAUUCGGGUAGCAUUCGGCAUUUCUCGUGUCAUUCCGGGACAGCACUUCUCACCCAGCCAUCUUUUAAUUAGGAAUAGACCUUAUUAAACCAUCAACUGCUAUUGACAGAAUAUUAACACGGUUUAAGCUGUUGGAUAUACUAAUGUUAGUGUCAGUGCCAUAGAAAAUGUAAGUACAAUAUCGCCAUUUAAACAAUAUGUAUUUGUUAACUCGGUCGGUUUUUUAGACUAUGGCCGAUCCAAUUCAUUGCUGAGUAUUUUAUACUGCUACUUGGCACUGUGAUAAAUUGUACAUUGAAUGUGCCUACGGGUGAAACGCCCGGUAUCGCCGAGAGAGAUGAAAGGGUUAAUCAGUGCAUUAAUCCAUGCCGCCAUGUACAUUUUUUUCUGUGGGGUUUCAAUGUUUUGUUUGUUAUUCGUGUCAUAAAUAAAUGUAUUACUGAAGUAUUACAUCACUUUGAUUGUCAUCGUAGUGCUCUUUUAACCAGUGUAUUGCAGCCGACUUUGUUUAUGUUGUAAGCACUGAUAUUUCAUCAAAUUUGUACAUUUAUAUAUAUUUUUGAAAUAAAAUUAAUUCUUA
Haliotis rufescens (red abalone) is the source of this 3125-nucleotide messenger RNA. Its product is annotated as protocadherin-15-like. The record is from RefSeq and is a predicted model, not a curated record. Gene Ontology annotation, molecular function: calcium ion binding. The coding region runs from base 162 to 1649 and encodes 495 amino acids. Gene Ontology annotation, cellular component: plasma membrane. Gene Ontology annotation, biological process: homophilic cell-cell adhesion. NCBI's taxonomy places the organism in Eukaryota, Metazoa, Mollusca, Gastropoda, Lepetellida, Haliotidae. The transcript is spliced from 14 exons.